This is a messenger RNA of Crotalus tigris (Tiger rattlesnake), 3933 nucleotides long. It is a transcript of the gene SCPEP1, whose product is annotated as serine carboxypeptidase 1. The record is from RefSeq and is a predicted model, not a curated record. Gene Ontology annotation, molecular function: serine-type carboxypeptidase activity. The coding region runs from base 766 to 1977 and encodes 403 amino acids. The transcript is spliced from 15 exons. NCBI's taxonomy places the organism in Eukaryota, Metazoa, Chordata, Lepidosauria, Squamata, Viperidae. Gene Ontology annotation, biological process: proteolysis.
AAAAUCAAAUUAGGCUGGAGGUUUUCAGGCUCUCUGAAUAUGUUGGAAUUCUGGGGAAGAGGAAAAACCAAAUUCGACUUCCUUAUUCACUCUGAAUAGUUUAAUAUCUCUCGGAACUCUCCGAGCAAAGAGACUGCACCGCUGAUAAAAGCACGUCUUAUCGCCCUGGUAGCCAAAAUUAGGCCAGAUCGGGCUAGAGGAACUUGGCGGUUCUUCCAGCAGAGCAAAAGAGCCGCAGGGGCGAAAUCCGUCCCACCAGGACAAAGCCAGAAUCAGCGCCUGCGUUUUGAAUCUCGCGCGGUGAAGGCCGGUCUGACGCCCCCGGUCCAGCUCGUAGCGCGCAAAGGUCGGGCAGGACCAAAGCGAUCAUGUGAGAAGCUUUUGGAAAAAACAACAACAUCGUAGUUCCUGAGUUGGGCUGGGUCUUAAACUGUACCGCAAGGCUCGCUUUUAAACUCGGCUCGCCACUUCCCCUUCUUCAGAGACGCUGACGGGAAGCUUAAACCUUACGACUGUUGUCCUGAAGAUUGCCGUGCCGUCGUCAAGAUGUUGCUGACGGAAAGAAUUAUUCUGAUAUUGUCGCUGUGGACUCUGAAUUCAGAAUGCCUGUGGGCUUCAUGUGCUGAGCUUCAUUUGGAAAAAUUCAGGAAAAGGAACAAAAGAAAAAUGGAGUGGUGGAAAGGAAGUUGAACAGCUUUUUCAAUAAAGGAACCUAAAGAAACAAAACAGGCAUGGGGGUAUGUUCCUGUCAGAAGCAAUGCAAGCAUGUUUUGGUGGUUGUACUAUGCAGACAGUCCCACUCAAAAUUUCACACAACUUCCUCUUAUCUUAUGGCUGCAGGGAGGCCCAGGAGCUUCAAGUUGCGGGUAUGGAAAUUUUGAAGAGAUUGGCCCCCUAGAUGCUGAUUUAAAACCAAGAAAUACAACUUGGCUGCAGGCAGCAAGUCUUCUCUUUGUUGACAAUCCUGUUGGCACCGGAUACAGUUAUGUUAAUGACACCCUUGCCUAUGCCACUGAUCUCAGCAUGGUCGCUUCGGAUAUGAUGGUGGUUCUCCGAGAGUUCUUUAAAUCAAAGGUGGAAUUCCAGACAAUCCCCUUCUACAUCUUUUCCGAAUCUUAUGGAGGAAAAAUGGCAGCUGCAAUUGCUCUGGAAGUUCAUAAGGCUAUUCAAGCUGGAACAAUCAAGUGCAAUUUUCAUGGAGUAGCCCUUGGUGAUUCAUGGAUUUCUCCUCUAGAUUCUGUGCUUGCUUGGGGGCCUUACCUAUACAGCACUUCUUUCCUGGAUGAUCGAGGCUUGAAGGAAGUCACUAUUGCUGCCAAGAAGAUCUUGAAUGCAAUGAAUAUAGGGGCAUUUAAGCUUGCUACCCUGCUUUGGGAUAAAGCAGAGGAUAUCAUAGAAAAGAACACAAAUGGCGUGAAUUUCUAUAACAUUCUAACACAUGACUCUUCAAGCGACGCAGCUCUUUCGUCCACUGCAACUGAAACCACCCCAUUUUUAAAAUUGUUCCAGCGUCAUGUACAAAAUCAAAUUAAAGACAAGCUGAAUGACCUGAUGAAUGGGCCCAUCAGAAAGAAGCUGAAAAUAAUUCCAGACCAUGUCAAAUGGGGAGGGCAAUCAGCAGGUGUAUUUAUGAAUAUGGCUGAAGACUUUAUGAAAAACGCAAUUGAUAUUGUAGACAGCUUGCUGGAAGCCAAUGUGAAUGUCACGGUAUACAAUGGGCAGCUGGAUCUCAUUGUUCCUACAAUGGGGCAAGAAGCUUGGGUCCGGAAGCUAAAAUGGCCCAAACUGAAAGAAUUUAAUGCACUGAAGUGGCAGCCUUUGUACACCUGCCCAGAAUGCAGAGACACGGCUGCUUUUUAUAAAUCCUAUUGUAAUCUGAGCUUCUUCUGGAUCCUGAAGGCUGGCCACAUGGUCCCGGCUGACCAAGGUGACAUGGCACUGAAGAUGCUUAGGAUGGUCACCCAACAAAAGCAGUGACUAAAUUAGAGCCAGCUGGCUUGGCUCCUCUUCAAAACAAAAGCAGGUUGUUUGGGAUCUUUUUUUUUUUUGCACCCUGAAGGCAGAAAGAACAAUGACAUCAUUGUGUUUUAAUUUUCUCAGACAUUAUGCAAGGCAUUUUAAGGAGACACGGAUGGAAAUAAUUCACUAACUCCUGCUGAAAAAGGAAAAUGUUAAUAAAUCAUGGAUGGGCUUCUUGUAGGCCGUGUGCAUGUGUUGCAGCCUCAGAACAUCCUCCUUUUGUCCUGCAACAUCUGGUAAAAUUGGUGAGAUAUCCUUUUGGGGUAGGUUUUGCCAAAACGAAGUAGAGAUGGCUCAAUCAGCCUUCUGGAGGCAAAAGGCAUCCAUUUCCAUAGCCAGAAAAUGGUCCCAUCCAGGUCUCAGCCCCAUCCUCUUGGAGAGAUUAUUGUCCUAGCUUCCAAAUAGUCAAGGGUAGCUCCCAGGACAAAAGAGGUUGUCCAUUCUUGAAACAGUGUUUUCUCAAGUGCAAUAUUUCCUUUUGACUGAUUUUAAUUCUUUUUUUAUAUAUCCUUUACAUGCAAAUACCACUUGGAGCCUCUUUGUAGAUAGUUUCUUGUCCAGACCCAUGUAAAGGUAAUUUUCCUGGUUUUUGGCCUCCCAGAGACAAGCAUGUGGUCAAGAGUGGGUGAAAUUGUCCUGGGAGCCAGAAGCCAUCCAGCUCAAGCAUUUUCUACCUGCCUAGGCAAUAUACCUCCUGGAGGUUGCCCCAGAGCUCAAGCCCAAAGCCAUCACAUCCUUUUUCCCACCAGCCUUUCCAGUUUGAUUGAAAACAAUGGGUUGGAUUCAGGUCUCAUUCAUUUAAGUGAGAUGUGCUUCCUAGGAAGUAUAUUCAGGAUUGACGGGCAUAAGCCCAACUGCAUACAGAGCUAAGGCCUCAUUUCUAAAGUAGAAGCAGUUGUUUCCCUUGUCUUCCAACGUGGAGGAAAUAUAGGAACAAAAGCAGCAACCUGAAGCAAAGGUUCAAAGUCUCCUAAUCUUGAUCUUUAGGCUAAUGGGUUUGUCUAAGCCAUUAGACCUGUGGACUUCAACUCCCAGAAUUCAUGGCUGGCUCAGGAAUUCUGGGAAUUGACGUCCAUGGGUUGUAAAAAGGGGGCAGAGUUGCCCAACCCAGUCUAAGCAAAGGUUGUUUGCCCCAACCCAUCUGGUGGGGAUGGGAUGGUAGCUGCUAGGAUUCUGAAACUGCUAGGUCAACAUAGCUGGAUGGUAAAUUGAGAAAUAUGGGUCUAACCUGAGCCUCUCUGAUCUUUUUUGACAACAAUACCUUCUAUGAUUUUAGGGGGACAUAAUUACCUAAUCUUUUAAGUGACUUACCAGUUUGGGAUAGCUAGUCUGCUAUUCACAAAUCCAACACAGUUGUUUUGUCUUAUACUCCUUUCUUUUGAUACAUGGUUUAAGUUCUCUGUUCAGGUGUGUAAUCAACUCAGAGGGCUUUGUGGAGCAUUUGUUUCCUUUUCAUUGUUUACGCACUUAAGUAAAACACUGAGUAAGGAAGUGCCAAAGCCUAUGUGUGGAUAAUAAUUAUACAAUUCGAUGAGGUAGAUAGAUGAAGGGUCUUGUCUGCCUCUAAUGCUGAGAAAAAGCAAAUACAAACUUAGUUCAGAAUUAUCUUCCUUUGGCUGUCCCACUUGCUCAUUCUGCGUGGGAAGUCACUAGGGAGGCUUCUCACAUUAGUACUGAAGUACAUCUCUUGAACCGUGAAGUUUGCAGGGAAAGCACUGUGUCUUCCUCAAAGAUGCCAACUGUUGGAAAUGAAACUGAUGCUCUGUAUACACAGUUUAAUGCCUGUCUCGGAGAGAAACAAAUUCCUUCCAUGGUGGUGAAAUUGCCUUUGUCUUAUGUGUUUUAUGUAUAUGUAUAUGAAAUCUGAAAGCUAAAGAUGUGGCCUUAAUAAAUAUUGAUUUCCAUCAUACCUCA